Messenger RNA from Candoia aspera, 1057 nucleotides. RefSeq names its product bolA family member 3 (gene BOLA3). The coding region runs from base 61 to 393 and encodes 110 amino acids. The transcript has 4 exons. The record is from RefSeq and is a predicted model, not a curated record. Gene Ontology annotation, cellular component: mitochondrial matrix. NCBI's taxonomy places the organism in Eukaryota, Metazoa, Chordata, Lepidosauria, Squamata, Candoiidae.
GCGCGCGUGGUACGUCAUCUGAGGGCGCCGGCAGGCCACGGGUUCUGACGUUACGGCAUCAUGGCCGCCGCCGCCGCCUGGUUGCCCGCGUGCUGGAGGAAGAUCGCUUUUCUUCUGCGCCGCGGGGGGCGGUCCUUUGCUUCCCAAACCGAGGGGGAGGUCCGGGUGACCCGAGUCCUUCAGGAGAAGUUCCCCCAGGCUGCUGCUAUUAAAGUCGUCGAUAUAUCAGGUGGUUGUGGAGCAAUGUACGAAAUACAUAUAGAAUCAGAAGAGUUUAAGGAAAAGAGAACAAUUCAGCAGCACCAAAUGGUCAAUCAGGCUCUAAGUGAAGAAAUUAAAGCAAUGCACGGACUGCGGAUAUUCACUUCUGUUCCCAAGCACAGAACUGGCUGAUAGCACGUGGGAACUGUGCCUUUCAGAAGCUGAAAAGAUGCCCACUGGAAAAAUCAUAAAACCAGUGGGUUUGUCUUUCUGUCUCUCCCUCUUCCGACUACCAAUGCCUGGUUUCAGCAGCAAUAUUUAUUUCAGAUUGAAAAUUUAGCUCAUUUAAUUGUAUCCGAUAAUUCUUUUUCAAGAAGACUAGUGUGAGGUUAUAGUGGAAGUCUCCGUACCCAUGGCACUAAAGCCAAGAAUGAAAAAGAAUAGGGAGAAAUGUUUGCAACGUUACCCUGCUCUUAUUUUUAACUCAAAGCUCUGUCGUGGCUCAGAUGGAAAUUUACAUGAAAUAUAAUGCAAAUUGCCACUGCUGCUGUUUGAAGUUUCUGAUAACUGGGGAUCCUAAAAGGAGUUACAGACUCACAAGUACUAAAAUUACUUGUAGUCUAAAGAGGUUUCUCAUAAGAGGGCUGCUUUUACACCAGCUCUUGGAAAGUCUAGUUUUCUAGGAGUAUCUUUAAACAAUCCCAGCAAUGCAUCACUACUAGCUAUGAUAGGCGGGGCUGCCUUUUCCUUUAUUGUUAAGAAGGUGGUAUCUAUUGCUCUAUUUAUUGCUUUACACUGCAUUUUGUCUCCUGAAAUACCAAAUAAGGUAUAGCUUUAGCAAAGGGUAUUUUGUCAU